CAAGCGUAUGCCAACGAGAUUGGCCUAUGCGCCACUCCGCCCUUCGGGAUGCCUGGUCGCAAACGUAAACGUGGGCAUGAGGUCACCUCUCCAAUGGGAAGUAGACAUUUGUCAAAUCCCAGCGUACACUCGGAUACGGUGGACAAGAAAACCAAGCAGUUGCUUUUCUUUGAGACCAAGGUAUGCAUACUAGGACGUUCCACGUUGCGAAACGAUGAGAGUUAUACGCAGGUCAAGGCUGAGGUACUCAUGAAUCGGUUUUACGACAAGCGCCAAUCCCACUGCAUACUCUAUUGUUUGGAAGACUGUUUGCGAUUUGAGAAGACCAAAUGUAUGGGCAUGCAGCCGCUACGCAACUUUGUCAAAUAUAAACACAUUAGACACGUGUUCAUAUUCGAAGACAAACCAAAUGUCUUCAUGUUGUGUAUUGACAGUGGUCGCUCCAAUAGAAGGACCUACGAGGCAUUCAAGUGUAAACGCAAAGAGGAUGUGUUGGCCUUAUGCGAAAUCAUUUACAAGGCAUCACAGGAUCCAAACAGCGUACUACACGACCUGGUACCGAUCCGGGAGGUAUCACGCUAUUCCGAUCUAUCCAUACCAAUACAGUAUCACUCAACCAGUGAAUUAGAACGUCGUGCCUACUCAACAGGUAUUCUAUCACCUGGUCCAUCAACGUCCCGUGACGGGGAACUCCUGGAUGCGAAUAUAGAAGAACGGAAAUACGCGCAUCCUCUCCGCAUGGAAAGUAUGCACUCAGCGCCCACGAUUAACCGAGAGCAUUUGGUCCGUUGCCAGGUAACAUAUGAUAACACCAUUUCACCAAACUGGCGGAACAGCGCUGCUAAUGAAAUUCGACAGAGGCUGAUGAGAAAGAGUGAGGACAAGGACUGGGAAGUGACCAUGAUGUUCCUACGUUGGGAUAACUUACACGGAGCGAUAGUAAAUGAGUACGGUCCAAUCUACUUUUAUGUGGCCAGAAGGCUGACUCCUUCUUAACUUCGUCAGUGAAAGCAGCCCGAUUCCCUGUGACUGUCCAACCAUUCUUGACUGUUGUUUCCCGAUAGGUAUAUGUUACAAUGAAUUGAUUGAACUAAUUAUACAUCGGUAGGUUAUCA
Molecule: messenger RNA, 1115 nt
Organism: Dicrocoelium dendriticum
Lineage: Eukaryota; Metazoa; Platyhelminthes; Trematoda; Plagiorchiida; Dicrocoeliidae
Source: the annotation of a GenBank genome assembly